AUGUCGCCAGCUGCCAUCGCAGAACCACAUAGUGAAGUGUAUGUCACCACCACCAAGGCGGUGAGCAAUGGAUCUUCAUAUAUGAGUGGAGGAGCUGUACAAGGCAUGAAGAGAACUACAUUCCUGUUUGAUCGACAUCUCCACAAAGAAUUCCCAGUCAUCGUAGGAGGAAGUGGAAGUAAUCUAUACACCAAAGACGGACGAGUCAUAUUUGAUGCUACAUCCGGCGCCGCUGUUUCAUGUUUAGGACAUGGCAACAAGCGAGUCACCAAUGCCGUUUACCAGCAAAUGGCGUCCGGCAUUCCAUACCUCGCCUCAGGAUUCUUUGGUAAUGAGACCGUGGACGAUCUUUGCGAAGAACUGAUAAAUGGCACUGGUCGAAAAAUGGCCCGAGUCUACUUGACUGGUUCAGGAUCCGAGGCUAUGGAAGCCACAUGUAAAUUGGCACGACAGUAUUUUUACGAAAAGGAUAAAUCCACACCACGAGUCAACUUCAUUGCUCGAGAAGGUUCAUAUCAUGGCAACACCUUGGGCGCAUUAGGCAUGUCAGGACACAAAGCGCGCCGCGCUCCUUACACCCCCUUCCUGAUGCCCAACGUCCAUCACGUGUCAUCCUGCAACCCCUACCGGCAACGACUCCCCAACGAAUCCGACGCCUCCUUCGUGUCGCGCAAAGCCGCCGAGCUCGAAGCCAAAUUCCAAGAACUCGGCCCGGAAACCGUCAUCGGUUUCUGCGCCGAACCAAUCGUAGGUGCUGCCCUCGGCUGCGUGGCUGCUCUCCCUGGCUACCUCAAAGCCAUGCGCGACGUAUGCCAUCGCCACGGCGCCCUCUUCAUCCUCGACGAAGUCAUGUGCGGCAUGGGUCGCACAGGCACUCUACACGCAUGGCAAGCCGAAAACGUAGCCCCUGAUCUACAAACCAUUGGUAAAGGACUAGCCGGGGGAUAUCAACCGGUAGCCGGUGUUCUCAUUUCGCAAAAAGUCGUCAAUGUUCUUUACAACGGCACAGGCCAAUUUAUCCACGGCCAAACAUAUCAAGGAAUGCCCGUGCAAGCUGCCGCAGCUCUAGAAGUCCAACGAAUUAUCCGCCAACACGACGUCCUAGAAAAUGUCCGCACUCAAGGUGCAUAUCUCGGCAAACUCCUCAAACAACACCUGGCAGAUCAUCCAAACGUGGGAGAUAUCCGCGGUAAAGGAUUAUUCUGGGGCGUUGAAUUCGUCAAAGAUAAGAAAAGCAAAACGGCGUUUGAACCCAAACUAAGCAUUGCGCAAAAGAUACACGACCUGGCGAUAUCCCGUCCAUACAACAUGACCAUGUAUCCCGGAACUGGCACUGUAGACGGCAUGUGUGGGGAUCACAUAAUGCUAUCGCCGAAUUACCUAGUUACAAAAGAAGAUGUCGAAUAUAUUGUCAGGACUACGGUGGAAGUGAUUGAGUCUGUUUUUGAAAACCUGUAG
Sclerotinia sclerotiorum 1980 UF-70 is the source of this 1458-nucleotide messenger RNA. RefSeq lists its product as hypothetical. Lineage: Eukaryota; Fungi; Ascomycota; Leotiomycetes; Helotiales; Sclerotiniaceae. The coding region runs from base 1 to 1458 and encodes 485 amino acids. The transcript has 2 exons. Gene Ontology annotation, molecular function: transaminase activity; pyridoxal phosphate binding. Gene Ontology annotation, cellular component: cytosol. The record is from RefSeq and is a predicted model, not a curated record.